This is a messenger RNA of Lactuca saligna, 450 nucleotides long. Lineage: Eukaryota; Viridiplantae; Streptophyta; Magnoliopsida; Asterales; Asteraceae. The record is from the annotation of a GenBank genome assembly.
AUGUUGGAUCCUAGAAACUUUAGUUUUAUUGGUUUAAUUCCGGAUGAAAUGUUGGAAAAGGUUCCUCUUGACAACGCCAUUAUGAGGAAGUAUCAGAAGUUACCCCCUUCUGGUGUUCGACCAAUGCUUGCUGAACUGAGGCAGUUGAUUGAUGAAAUCAACAAACCCAAGCGUGGUGGUAAAAGGAAGGCAAAAGCUGCUCCUUUCGAAAGUGUCAGAGUUCCGAAGAAUACUAUGAAGCCCGCAAAGAAACCGAGAUCUCUAUCUACAAUAUUUCAAGAAGAAUCGGAAAAAAGAACUCGUACUGAAGUUCACGAUAAUGAUACACUCCGAAAUGAGGAAGAGGAUACAACUUCAACUUUAAAACCCACCCCUACUGAGAGUAUUUUGAAGGUAUCUUCUCCACCGUCUUCCUCUAUUCCAACUUUUGAUAUUUUGGAAACAUUCUAA